Molecule: messenger RNA, 754 nt
Organism: Anopheles nili
Lineage: Eukaryota; Metazoa; Arthropoda; Insecta; Diptera; Culicidae
Gene: anox
Product: acyl-CoA-binding domain-containing protein 6
Exons: 1
Coding region: 1-753 (250 amino acids)
Molecular function (GO): fatty-acyl-CoA binding; protein binding
Source: RefSeq, a predicted model, not a curated record
AUGUCGGAUGCGUAUGACGAUUUAAUGGCUUCCGAGCCAAACGAAGAGCAAUUCUACAAAGCUACAAUAUUUCUGCAACAAAAUAUAGGACUCUUUCAACAGAAAGAACUACUACAGUUUUAUGGAUUGUACAAGCAAGCAACUGUUGGUGCGUGCAAUAUUCCCAAACCUGGGAUAUUUAGUGCACAGUCACGAGCUAAAUGGUACGCAUGGAGCGAAGUCAGUCAUCUCGAUCAACAAACGGCAAAAGCGCACUACGUUAGGCUUAUGGAUUCAUUGCAACCUGAAUGGAGCUGUCGGUCUCGUGUAGCAAGUGGUGAUCAUAAUGUAUCGUCUACUUGUUCGUGGGUUUCUGUUUCACUUCCUAAACGAGAAGAAGAGAAGAAAAGCUCUUCUUUGGUGGAUCACGUCAAAGAAGGCAACGUGGAUAUUGUUCGAAGCAUAAUCGAAACGGGUGACGUCAGAACGGAAGAUCUGAACAAUUUAGAUGAGGCAGGUUUAGGAUUGCUACACUGGGCUGCGGAUCGAGGAAAUGCAGCUGUUUUGCAAUGCUUGCUAGUUGCCGAAGGCAUCAAUGUGAAUCUUUGCGAUAGUGACGGUCAAACAGCCCUACAUUAUGCAUCCAGUUGCGGAAAUCACGAGUGCAUUUUGCUGCUUAGGAAACACAAUGCUGAUUGUACUAUUAAAGAUGCGAAUGGCGAUACCUGUGUAGAUGUAGCUUUUAACGAAAAAAUAAAAACUCUUUUGAAUUGAA